Colletotrichum chrysophilum is the source of this 2955-nucleotide messenger RNA. RefSeq lists its product as uncharacterized. Gene Ontology annotation, biological process: regulation of DNA-templated transcription; DNA-templated transcription. Bases 1 to 2955 code for a protein of 984 amino acids. NCBI's taxonomy places the organism in Eukaryota, Fungi, Ascomycota, Sordariomycetes, Glomerellales, Glomerellaceae. The record is from RefSeq and is a predicted model, not a curated record. Gene Ontology annotation, molecular function: zinc ion binding; DNA binding; DNA-binding transcription factor activity, RNA polymerase II-specific. The transcript has 3 exons.
AUGGAGAUGGAGCACUUCUCGCCAGCAAGCCAGCAGUCGAAUCCCACGACUCCCGCGACCACAGUCAACAACAACCCCCAGCACUCGCCAGCCUCUCCGACCACCUCUACAGCGCCAGACUUCCCCGCCCUCAGCCGCCACGGCGCAACGUCUAUACCCCCCGAUCAACCUGUCGCCAUGACGGCGUCGGGCCAGCCUGCCCUGAAUCCGCGCAGUUGCGUCACCUGCCGAAGGCGAAAGGUCCGCUGCGACAAGCAGAUGCCGUGUAGCAACUGCCGCCGCGCCGUCAUCCAAUGCAUCUUCCCCGCCCCCGGCCGCGCCCCCCGCCGACCACGCCCAAAGGACCCCAACGCCCCGCCAAAGAACUCGACCGAGCGCGAAGUGGAGCUGAUGAAGCGGUUGCGCAAGCUAGAGGGCAUCGUCGAGGAGCUCAGCGGCCAGAUCGAGGUGGAAAGCGGUCCCGGAAGCAGCGGCGGGCGCCAGAACUCGAGCACCGGCAACUCCCCCGAAACCACAGGCCACGAAGCGCCUUCAGAGCGGGGAAAUAGGACAUUCACGGCUGCGCAACUCAAUGCGAUAAAGGAAGGGAUUGCGGACGGGGCUGCUAUGCAGAAGAAGUUGGACGCAAUCGAAGAGAAGACGAGGGGGAUGGAGCCCAAGGCCGCGAGCGUCAGCAAGUCAUUUGGCCGCUUGGUGUUGCACGACAAGGGAAAGACGAGCCGAUACGUGAGCAGCGCGUUUUGGUCCAAGCUGAAUGAUGAGCUCGACGAACUUCGAGAACGGGCGCGCAUCCUCGACGAAGAGUUCAGCGACGAGUCUGACCAGGAAGACACACCGGAUCACUCGCCCCUGCAUGCCGUCGACGCUUCGUCCGAUCACCACGCAUUUAUACUGGGAUACCGAUCGUCGGAUGUUGACUUGCGCAAGCUGCAUCCACUGCCGUCGCAAAUACCCUUCAUGUGGCAGGUGUACCAGGAGAACGUGGAGCCAUUGCUCAAGAUUCUGCAUAUUCCGACAAUGGAGAGUCUCAUUCGCGACAUGCGACGCAACAUGGACGAUCUUACGGCCGGUCACGAGGCUUUGUUGUUUUCCAUCUACUAUGCCGCCAUUACGUCCAUGGAAGACGAGGAGGUCGAGAAGAACUUCGGCUCCAAGAAGGACGAGAUGCUAUCGCAGUACCGUUUCGCGCUCGAACAGGCCCUCGCAAAGGCAAAUUUCCUCAACACCUCGGAUAUCGUAGUGCUGCAAGCCUUCGUCCUGUUCCUCACCCUUGUACGCCGCCAAGACGACACGCGAUUCUGCUGGACACUCACCGGGCUUGCAAUCCGCAUGGCGCAAGGAAUGGGCAUCCACCGCGACGGAACAAACUUCAACCUCCCGCCUUUUGAAACAGAAAUGAGGCGCCGCCUGUGGUGGGCCAUCUGCACCCUCGACCUGCGUUCCGCCGAGGAACUGGGUAGCGAUCUUACCAUUAUCGACCGCUCCUUCGACACGGAGCUGCCGUCCAACCUUAAUGAUUCGGAUAUCGAUCCAGGAAUGAUUGACCCGCCAACCCCUCGCCAAGGCAGGACGGAUUGUGCGGUUUCACUUGUCCGUUACGAAAUUUGCGCCUUGUCGAGAAGGCUGCACACCGUCGGCUCCGCAAUGGCGGGUGUCUGUCCGCGCGAUGCGUCCUCUACUCUCGAACAGCGCGAGAGCAAGCUAAUCGAAGUUUACAACCGGGUCGAAGAGAAGUUCCUGCAACACUGCUUUACGGAUGACGACCCGCUGUUCUGGAUGGCGGCCAUGAUCGCCCGCGUGAUCAUGGCCAAGAUGAGCCUGGUCAUCUACCAACCCAUGCUAUUCCCCGGCAACGGGACCGAACUAUCAGGCGAGAUUCGCGACAGACUUUUCGUGUCAGCAAUCGAAAUUGUCGAGUAUAAUUAUAUCCUAAACACUGACCCCCGCUGCCGUCAAUGGCGGUGGCUUUUCCAGACGUAUAGACAGUGGCAUGCCAUUGCGUACAUCCUCAUGGAGGCUGGUCGACGCCCGUGGUCUGCCACCUCUGAGCGUGGCUGGGAGGCAGUCAACAAAACCAUUCGAUUUGACCAGGACCCUGGUGAAAUAGCAAAGAUGGCAGACCACAUGGCUGUGUGGAUGCCACUGCGAAAACUCAGCGCGAAGGCCACGAAGCAUCGCGAGGCAGAGAUUGCCCGUCUGCGAGCGAACCCCGAGGCCGCCCGCCAACUCGACGUCGACGACCGCAUGGACACGAUCCCGGCCAGACUGGGCCCGGUGCCCGGCAUGGAGAGCCAACAACAGGCGAUUCGCACACGAUGGAGGAAGCUCUGCGGGGUUCGGGCAGAUUUGCCCAUGACACAACCGCCACCCGCCGAACGGAGGAAUCCGAGUAAUGAGAGGUCCACGGUGGUUCCAUACCCUCAACCCAAACCUGCCGGAGAGCCGGUCAACAUGUUCCCCGGCCAGGUGGUUAUGCCCGACGAAGACUCGGAGCUUGAUACGGUCAUGAUGUCCCGAGCGGGCUUCACUUCCAGCGAGAUGUGGGAGUACAUCUACCCCACGGCGCAGUCCAUGGCCGCAGACCCGAACAACACACUGUUCCCGCCCAGCGCGAUUCAGCCGCCGGCAUCGCAGCCGCCCAUGGUCACGACGGCCGUUCCCACGCCGGCUAUUUCCAACAACACCCAAAUGACCGACGCCGAGCGGAGACAGAGGCAGCAGGCCAUCGCCGCCACGUCCCAGCCGCAGAUCGCGUCGUCCCUCAGCGACAACCAACCCCCGUGGCUGUGGUCCGACCCGUUCACGUCUAUCAACAACCGCUUCGACGACGUGCCGAUGGACACGAUGGAUGUCAACAUGGAUAACCUGGACGACUUCAACUGGCAGAACUGGCAGGAGAGUAUCAAGGGGUUCGAGAUGGACCCGGAGAAUAUGCCGGCCAAGGGGGCCUGGUAG